Molecule: messenger RNA, 387 nt
Organism: Stegastes partitus (bicolor damselfish)
Lineage: Eukaryota; Metazoa; Chordata; Actinopteri; Pomacentridae
Product: prostate stem cell antigen-like
Exons: 3
Coding region: 1-387 (128 amino acids)
Source: RefSeq, a predicted model, not a curated record
AUGAAGACCGCUCUGGCGCUGCUGCUGCUCGUCUCUCUGGCCUGCCACAGCCACGCGCUCAAAUGUCACACAUGCGUGGCGUCCAACGACGACGACUGCAACCGACAGGGAUCCACCUCAUGUCCUCAGUACGCUGAUGCCUGCUCCACCAUCACAGGACCCAGCACCGUGAUGAAGUCGUGCACGUACAAGGCCUUCUGCGACAAGGCUCAUCAUGGCAGCAGCUCCGGAGCCAAGAUGGAGUGCUGUUUCGGUGAUGACUGCAACGGGCCCCACCGGAGUCACAGCCACGGGGAUCACCACCACAGCGGUGCAGGGGCUCUGGCCUCCAGCCCAGUCCUGCUGAUCACAGCCCUGCUGCUGCGUAUGGCCUUCAGUCAGCUCUAA